UUCCGCUCUCCGUAGAGGAAUUUGUUGACGGCAUUACGUCACUCAUCCCGGUUGCCUGCCAGCGGCAAAAAAAAAAAAAGCAGCUCGGUCCAAGAGGAGGACUGCGGUUUCUUUUCUUUUUUCUUCCUGCGGAGAGUUAAAGAGAUUUGUGUGUUUUUUUUCCUUUUUUUUUCUUCUUUUGGUUCGUCCUGUCGUAUUCCGAGUUUGUAGUCCUGAGAAGACGACGCUGAAGAAUGAAAAGUGUGUGAAGGUUUUUUUUUAAAAGAAGUCGACGACGCGCUCAAGAGGAGAGAUGGAGGAACCAGAAGGUACAAAUGGGUGUUACUGUGUGGGCUGUAGCGGAACAAUUCAAGACUCCUUUCACAUUAAAAUCCUCCAGGACACCUGGCACAACGCCUGCUUCCAGUGUUCUGUGUGCUGCGAUCACCUGACAAACUGGUACUAUGAGAAGGAUGGCAAGCUGUACUGUCGCAAACACUACUGGGAGAAGUUUGGAGAGCUGUGUCACGGCUGCUCUCUGCUCAUGACUGGACCUGCCAUGGUGGCCGAAGAACACAAGUAUCACCCCGAGUGCUUCGUGUGUCUGAGCUGCAAGGUGGUGAUCGAAGACAGGGAUACCUACGCCUUGGUGGAGCGAUCCAAACUCUAUUGUGGGAAGUGCUACAAGCAGGUGGUCCUCACGCCCAUGUUGGAAAAACGCUCGCACGACUCGGUCCUCGACUCCCUGCCUCACACAGUCACCCUCAUCUCGAUGCCCUCUGCGGCCAACGGAAAGAGAGGCCUCUCCGUCUCAGUGCUCAGGGACGUCAACGGCUCGGCCAGUGUUCUAGUCAAAGAGGUCAGAGGGAUGCUUAUUAGUCCGGAGGUGAGGAAUGCCAUCCAUGUGGGCGACAGGAUCCUGGAGAUCAAUGGCCUUCCUGUCGGGACACUUAUGGAGGAGGAGGUGGACGAUCUUAUUCACCGCACCAGCCACACGCUUCAGCUGCUGAUCGAGUAUGACCCCAUCAGGCAGCGCUUGGAUCGCCUCAGGCUGGGAUCCCCGAGAAGCUGCCUGGGAGUUCCCGCCACCUCCCGCAUGCGUCUGUCCUCGCCGUCUGACGCGGUCCUGGAGAGAACCGACGUGGUCGAGGAAGGCACGCUGAAGAGGCGGUCUUUGAGGCGCAGUAACAGCAUCUGCAAGUCACCGGGGCCGAACUCUCCCAAAGAGAUGCCUCUGAUCUCACGAGACAUCGGGCGCUCUGAGUCUUUAAGAUCCUCCAACAGCUGCUCUCAUCGCAUUUUCCGCCCGUGCGACCUCAUCCACGGGGAGAUCUUAGGAAAAGGCUUCUUCGGACAGGCGAUCAAGGUGACUCAUAAAGCCACAGGAGAGGUGAUGGUGAUGAAGCAGCUGAUCCGCUGUGAUGAGGAGACACAGAAGACUUUCCUGAAGGAGGUCAAAGUGAUGCGGUGCCUCGACCAUCCACACGUCCUGAGGUUCAUCGGCGUGCUGUACAAGGACAAGAGGCUGAAUCUGAUCACCGAGUUCAUCGAGGGAGGCACCCUGAAGGAUUUCAUCAGAGACACGGACCCGUUUCCAUGGGAGCAAAGAGUGAGCUUUGCGAAGAGCAUCGCUUCUGGCAUGGCCUACCUUCACUCAAUGAGCAUCAUACACAGAGACCUCAACUCUCACAACUGCCUGGUCAAACUGGACAACACAGUGGUCGUUGCCGACUUCGGCCUGUCCCGACUCAUCGUGGAGGACAAAGUGAAGCCUCCACCAGAAAAACCGUCCAACAAGAAGAGGGUGCUCAGACGCAUCGACAGAAAGAAGCGCUACACCGUGGUGGGAAACCCGUACUGGAUGGCUCCAGAGAUGCUGAAUGGGAAACGCUAUGACGAGAAGGUGGACAUUUUCUCCUUUGGGAUUGUUCUUUGUGAGAUCAUUGGAAAGGUCUAUGCAGACCCAGAGUGCCUCCCCAGGACUAUGGACUACGGUCUGAAUGUGGUCAAGUUUGUGGAGAAGUUUCUCCCUGAAGACUGUCCUCCAGCUUUCUUUCCUCUGACUGUGGCGUGCUGCGACCUCACACCAGACAACCG
Labrus bergylta (ballan wrasse) is the source of this 2076-nucleotide messenger RNA. The record is from RefSeq and is a predicted model, not a curated record. NCBI's taxonomy places the organism in Eukaryota, Metazoa, Chordata, Actinopteri, Labriformes, Labridae.